AUGGACGCAGAUGGCGGCGCUGGAGGCUUCGGCAGUAUUGAUGGAGUCAGCGGCGGCGGCGCUGAAGGCGUCCUCGGCCUCAAAGGAGUCAGCGGGAGCGGGAGCGGCGGCGUUGCUGGAGGCGUUGGAGGCCGUGCAGGCCGUGCUGGAGGCGGUGCCGGUGGUGUUCCUGGAGGGGCGUUGACUGAGGACGCCUCGGUGCUGGAGGCAGCCCCAGUGUCAGCGGCGCCUCCCUCUGACAUCAGUGGUGCCCGGACUCUGGCACUGAAUGCGGCGUCGCUGGAGGUGGCAUCACUGGAGGCCAGGGUGGUGUCAACAGAUUUUGGCUUCAGCGCUGGAGGCGGCUGCGGCGGCGGUGGAGGCAGUGGCAGUGAGGGCGAUGGUGAGUUCCCAGGCGGCAUGGGCUGCCAUGCAAGCGGCGGUGAGGGUGGUGAUGGCAUCGCGGGUGUUGAUGUCCGUGGUGUUGCUGGCGGUGGUGGCGCGUCAGUGAGGUCAGGGGCCCCGGUGGCAGCGGCGCAUGCAUUGUAG
This is a messenger RNA of Ailuropoda melanoleuca (giant panda), 528 nucleotides long. Its product is annotated as glycine-rich cell wall structural protein 1-like. Lineage: Eukaryota; Metazoa; Chordata; Mammalia; Carnivora; Ursidae. The coding region runs from base 1 to 528 and encodes 175 amino acids. The record is from RefSeq and is a predicted model, not a curated record. The transcript has a single exon.